AAUUCUUCGAUACCUAUACCUAAGAUACCUAUUCUACUUGUUUCCUGUUAAACGGUAUACACUGUAUAACAUAUACAACACGCAUAAGGUAUUCGCCACCAUGUUGUUAAAAAUGAUAAUCUUAAAGCAUUGACGAUUAAUCAAAGUCCACAAAUGGAACCGUUGAACCGUGUUAUGCAGUCGUGCAGUGUUUAAAGUGAAAUUUGUCCCUUCAUAUUUUAUUCAGUCGUUAUUAGCAAACUCGAACGUAGUCCAAUCGUUACAACGGUAUUCAUACUUAUGAUAGUCCCUCGAUCUGCGUACAUAGCAUUUGCAAUAUGAUCAAUACUGGAAAGCUUGCUGGAUAUACGAUCUUUAUUACUGGCGCGUCAAGAGGAAUUGGGAAGAGUAUUGCCUUGAAAGCAGCAAAAGAUGGGGCAAAUAUUGUCAUUGCAGCUAAGACUGCAGAACCACAUCCAAAAUUACCAGGCACUAUAUAUACUGCUGCUGAAGAAAUCGAGCAAGCAGGUGGAAAAGCAUUGCCUUGUAUUGUUGAUGUAAGAAACGAAACACAAGUAGUUUCUGCAGUAGAGAAUGCCGUCAAAAAAUUUGGUGGUAUUGAUAUUGUUAUUAAUAAUGCAAGUGCAAUUUCUUUAACAGGCACAGAAUCUACGGACAUGAAAAAGUAUGAUCUUAUGAAUAAUAUUAACACUAGGGGAACAUUUUUAGUGUCUAAGACAUGCUUACCUUACUUAAAAAAAAGCAAAAAUCCUCACAUAGUGAACAUCAGUCCUCCAUUAAGUAUGAAACCAGUAUGGUUCAAAAAUCAUGUUGCAUAUACAAUAGCUAAAUAUGGAAUGUCAAUGUGCGCUCUCGGCAUGGCUGAGGAAUUUAAGAAUAGUGGCAUUGCUGUAAAUACUGUAUGGCCAAGGACAGCUAUUUAUACUGCCGCGGUUGCAAUGUUAUCCGGUGCUGAAUCGAGCAAUUAUAGCCGUAAACCCGAAAUAAUGGGAGACGCUGUGUACGCUUUGAUUUGUAAAGAUAGUAAAUCUGUUACUGGACAGUUUUUAAUUGACGAGGAAAUAUUACGAAACGAAGGAAUUACGGAUUUCACAGAUUACGCGUGCAAUCCAGAAAAUAAAGGUAAUUUGAUGCUGGAUUUCUUCGUGGAUGAAAAUAUAAAGACAGGUUCGCAAGAUUAUACGUUACAUAAAGCGACGCAAAAAGAUUUACAGGGUGCUAACAAAUCAGACGAAAAAAUUGCACAAAUAUUUGAAGUUAUUCGAGCAAACUUGAAUAGUGAUCUUGUUAACAAAACAGGGGCCAUAUUUCAAUUCAACGUUAAAGGUAACGAAGCUGGUACAUGGUUUUUGGAUCUCAAAACUGGUCAAGGUUCGGCAGGUAGAGGAGAACCUAGUCAAUCACCAGAUGCUACACUGACGAUGGAUUCUGAUAAUUUUUUUGCCAUGUUUUCUGGAAAAUUGAAACCAACCUCGGCGUUUGUACUGGGUAAAUUGCGAAUUAGCGGAGAUCUUCAGAAAGCAAUGAAACUGGAAAAAUUGAUGAAUCUUUUAAAGUCUAAACUUUAAGAAUUAAAUAUGAUAGAGAUAAAAAUAUUUUUACAUUAAAUGUAUUGUUGCGGAUUUUUUAAAGUUUACUGUUAAGUAUAAAUGCUAAUAAUUUUUAUAGCAAGCCUUUGAAAAUUAUCGUAAUAUAUAUUUUUAUAUAUUCUCUUGUAACAUAUUUUGUAAUAAUAAAUAAUCAGGAAA
Messenger RNA from Frieseomelitta varia, 1748 nucleotides. RefSeq names its product hydroxysteroid dehydrogenase-like protein 2 (gene Hsdl2). The record is from RefSeq and is a predicted model, not a curated record. The transcript has 9 exons. Bases 318 to 1568 code for a protein of 416 amino acids. NCBI's taxonomy places the organism in Eukaryota, Metazoa, Arthropoda, Insecta, Hymenoptera, Apidae. Gene Ontology annotation, cellular component: mitochondrion.